Messenger RNA from Cuscuta campestris, 1508 nucleotides. The record is from the annotation of a GenBank genome assembly. Lineage: Eukaryota; Viridiplantae; Streptophyta; Magnoliopsida; Solanales; Convolvulaceae.
CCGCAUUGGAGGGGUCCUUGGAGGUCCUUGGAACUUACUUCCUCCUCCACUGUAACGUCUAAAACCCUACGCCAUAUCCCCUCGCCGUCGGUUUCGUCACUCCCGCCUCCGGCAUCCCGACUUUCCCCACAGUGUUACAGGAUUUGAUUGCACCACGAAAUCAAUGCAUCUGUAAUACUUCAAUCCAGUCGGAAUCGGAAGAAAGAAUCACUGAAUCGACCAACUAUCGCUAUUAUGUCGGCGGCUUCGAGAGGUCUCAUUUCUCGUCUCCGGCUUUUCUCGAUCGUUCAAAGGACGGCCGCAGUCACUCCAGCUUCCCCGGCGCAGCAGCCAUGGAGGGCUUUGAGCACCGAUGCUGUCGAGGCCGAGGAGGUAUCCAAUCGGAUAAUUGAGGCGAAGCCCCGAGUCAUGACCAGCCAAUCGAAGCGCACCGGCGCUAUCGCCGUCAAAUGUGGAAUGACCGCCCUAUGGGACAAGUGGGGCGCUCGGGUUCCCAUCACUGUUCUCUGGCUGGAGGAUAACAUUGUUUCCCAGGUUAAAACGCCCGAGAAGGAAGGAUUCUCUGCCCUUCAGAUUGGAUGCAGCCAUAAAAAGGAGAAGCACUUGACCAAGCCUGAAGUAGGUCACUUUAGAGCUCAAGGUGUGCCCAUGAAAAGAAAAUUAAAAGAGUUCCCUGUCUCUGAGGAUGCACUUCUUCCUGUUGGCACUUCCAUUGGAGUUCGCCAUUUUGUUCCCGGUCAGUUUGUUGAUGUCACUGGCAUUACGAGAGGCAAAGGGUUUGCGGGUGGAAUGAAAAGACAUGGUAUGAAGGGUAUGCCUGCAAGUCAUGGUGCAUCAUUAUCGCAUCGGAGUAUUGGGUCUACUGGUCAGAGAGAUGCCCCUGGAAAGGUGUUUAAAGGAAGAAAGAUGCCUGGUCGGAUGGGUGGAGCGCAAAGGACGGUUAAAAAUGUUUGGGUUUACAAAAUUGAUCCUGCAAGAAACUUGAUGUGGGUUAGAGGUCAAGUUCCGGGUGCUGAAGGGAACUUCGUUUUUAUAAAAGAUGCAAAUUUCAAGAAACCUGAUAGAUCCAUCCUCCCCUUUCCUACCUAUUUUGCUCCCGAUGAUGAAAACUCUGAAGAUUUGGAACCUUUGGUUGCUGAACUUGGUGAAACGGACCCAUUCAUGGCUGCUGAUUAGCGAGCUGGAUGCUGCAUUUGCUUAUUGUUUGAUUUUCUCCUUUCUGUUUGGCGGGGUUGAAGUCGACUGCUUGAAAGUAUAGAGAUGGCUCAGUUUAUAAACAGCUCAUAAAAUCCAUGAGAGGUGAGAAGCAAAUCCCUUUUUCUGCUUUUCUUUUUUUUUUUCCACCAUACUAUUAGAACUUAGAAUGGUGUUUUUUUGCUUUUAAAUGUAGCUUUAACUGAUCACUGAGAACUUGGAGUGGUUAAAAUCUCUUUUGUCUGUUUAGGAGAAUUUAUAAUUAUAGGGCUUAAAUGACAUUGAUUUGACACAAGUAAACUCAAUACAAGUAA